Vitrella brassicaformis is the source of this 2103-nucleotide messenger RNA. The record is from the annotation of a GenBank genome assembly. Lineage: Eukaryota; Vitrellaceae.
GGCGUAUGAAAUGGGUAAAGUCCGAUCGACACGCACGCAGCACAGCCAACGUGUAGAUAAGACAGAUAUACAGACACACACAUGCAUUCGCAGACAUACACGUACACAGACGUCUAGCCAUCACCGGCUGCGCCACAUAUCUGACUGACUGACACCAUCAAUCGCCUGGCCCGCGAGGCCCUCCUCUGUCCACCCCCUUAGCUCUCUGUCCCUCCCUCAUCACGCCGUCACCGGCACCUCUGCACGCGCAUCCACGGACACGGGAGUCUCUUGCUCCCCUCCCGCAGUGCCAUACACAGCACGGACCCUCCGUGAGGCGUCCUCGACCAGCGCAUGAAUCGUCGACUCAGACACCUGGAAGGACAGCCGGCACACCAAAGCAGCGACACAUCGACCCUUGUGUGCAUUGGGGGGCGUGAGCGUACCCUCCGUCGCUGCAAGAGAGUCUCUCGGGUGGCAUUGGUGUAUCUCUCCGUGACAUCCUCCACCCCUCCUCGGCCAAAUGCGAACACAUACGUGGGACUCUUGCCCCUGCACACACACACAACACACAACAUACAGGCAUAUGCAGAGAGCAGGCAGCGCAGCCAUCAUGCGGGCUGGGCUCGCUGUCUUUAUUUCUUUCUCCUGUGUGCACUGAACUGACCAGCUCUCGUAGAGGAGAGGCGCGUCAAGCGCAGCCUCACACGGAUCAAUAUGCACCCUGCACACAUACAAACACAAACACACACAUACAAGGCGACAGGGGAAAGCGACGCCAUGAGGUCUGUGUGCCGGUGUUGCAGUGCCGUCGAUUCAUUCUCACCAUUUAUCGAGCAGCAGCAUCUCCACCCACACAUGGUCGUCCCAGUCGAUCACCCACCGACUCGCAAAACCAAGAGAUUCGAGCACGCGAUGAAACAACCGAGAGUACUCUCCGCACCUCCCCUGUUUCGACCGCAGAAUCUGAGCUGAUGCCCGAUAGCGCGGAAACCGAUACACCCGACGACACCCAUCUGAUGAUGAACCAAGUUCGUCAGCUUCCGACUCCUCUCCAGAUGUGUCAGUGUCCGUGUCUUUGCGCGCAUCGCACAGGUAGAUCUCCGUUAUCGAGGCAUUCCGCCGCCUCUCAGCUUCAUUAGCAAAGGUGGCCCCGAUGAAGCGCCCUCUCCUGGGCGAGCCGUCCUGGUUGGUGCACUCGGGGCAGAACCCGUGAUAGUAGGGGAAGGUCUCCCUGAACCACGCCAAGAGCCUUUUGAUCUCGUCCUCGAUCGCCUCGCUUGACGACCGGUGCUGAUGCUGAUGCUGCUGCAGCCGCUCGAUGGACUUCCUGUCAUAGUCGCGGGUCAGGUGCCGCACAAUGUCCUCAUUAGUGCACUCCCGCAGCUCGUUCUCAAAGCCACAGAACGUUGAAAGGAACGACUCGAACGACCUGUUGAAUGUCUGGCGAGAGAAGAGAAAGCUCAUCACCUCCGAGUCGCCGAUUAGCAUUCGGCCGGUCUUCCACCAGCCCCUCGCCUGGUCGACGAAACCCUCAUCGACCAAAUCAACCUCCCUCACAGCAGCAGCAGCAGCAGCAGAUGGCGGCAGCAGAUGGACCUCUUCACCUGCCCGGCCCAGAAAGUCGUCCACAAAAAUCUCGAACUUCUCUUGGUCGCUCCCCAAAGCGUAGAAGGUCUGGUUGCUCGGCUCAUGGUGCAUUGUGUGCAGCUGCGUCGGGAAAGACGCGGGAGGCUCGUUGGAAUAGGCUGCCUUGGCUGCGCGCAGAGAUGUCGAAAUCGCCGCCUCGGCUCUACCUGGCCGCCUCCGAGCAAUGCGCUCCCAUAGCCUUUUUGGCAAACUGCUGCCAAGCCUCCCAAACACAGGCCUCGAGAGAAGCCGAAAAACAGCGUCGGAGGCGAUGGGUAGUGAGGGCUUUAGGAGCAUUGCGGCGGCCGGUCUUCGAAUCUGCGGGCCUCUGCGAAGCGUUGAGGCAUGGGAUGGGGUGUAGAGGCCAUGAAAGCACCACACAGGGCGAAUGAAAAGGGGAAGAGCCACGAGGAGCAGGGACGCAUUCAUCAUUGCCAAAAGCAUAGUAGAAGCGUCCCUUUGAGCCCUUCAAAUGCGCUGGUUUCUUCUUCCUUU